This is a messenger RNA of Gavia stellata (red-throated loon), 1125 nucleotides long. It is a transcript of the gene AS3MT, whose product is annotated as arsenite methyltransferase. Gene Ontology annotation, biological process: toxin metabolic process; arsonoacetate metabolic process. Gene Ontology annotation, cellular component: cytosol. The record is from RefSeq and is a predicted model, not a curated record. NCBI's taxonomy places the organism in Eukaryota, Metazoa, Chordata, Aves, Gaviiformes, Gaviidae. Gene Ontology annotation, molecular function: arsenite methyltransferase activity. Bases 1 to 1125 code for a protein of 374 amino acids. The transcript is spliced from 11 exons.
AUGGACUUGGCAGCCCCCUGCGGAGAGCAGAUCCACUGGGAGGUGCAGAAUUACUAUGGCAAAGAGCUGCAGAAGUCAGAGGACCUGAAAACUAAUGCUUGCGUCACCUCGGCCAGGCCCCUUCCCAAGGCAGUGAGAGAUGCUCUGGAGCGUGUCCAUGAGGAGGUGGUGGCCAGGUACUACGGCUGCGGUCUGGUGAUCCCCGAGUGCCUGGCAUCGUGCCGGAUCCUGGACCUGGGCAGCGGCAGUGGCAGAGACUGCUACCUGCUGAGCCAGCUGGUUGGGGAGCGGGGCCACGUCACGGGGAUAGACAUGACGGAGGGCCAGGUCGAGGUGGCGAAGAAGCACAUUGCCUACCACAUGGACAAGUUUGGCUACCAAAAGCCAAACGUGGAGUUCCUUCAGGGAUACAUGGAGAAGCUGGGUGAUGCUGGACUGGCCGACGAGAGCUACGAUAUUGUCAUCUCCAACUGCGUGAUCAACCUCGCCCCCGACAAGAGGGCUGUGCUGCGGGAGGCCUACCGUGUGCUGAAGCCUGGGGGAGAGAUGUACUUCAGCGAUGUCUACGCCAGCCAGCGCUUGAGUGAGACCAUCCGGAAGCACAGGGUGCUGUGGGGGGAGUGCCUGGCGGGAGCCCUGUACUGGAGAGACCUGUACAGCAUCGCCAAGGAGGUGGGGUUCAGCCCCCCAUGCCUGGUCACCGCCAGCCCCAUCACCAUCGGCGACAAGGAGCUGGAGGGCAUCAUCGGCGACUGCCGCUUCGUCUCCGCAACUUUCCGCCUCUUCAAGGUGCCGGGUAGCAACCGGGCCGGGCCAGGACAGGUCAUCUACAAUGGUGGGAUCGUGGGGCACGAGCAAGAGCUGGUGUUUGACGCCAACUUCACCUUCAAGGAAGGAGAGGUGGUGGAUGUGGAUGCUGAGAUGGCUGCGAUCUUGCGGAGCUCCAGGUUUGCGGAGGAGUUCCUGAUCCGGGCUGGUGGGGCCAACACUGCCGCACCGCAGGGCUGCUGUGGCAAGGGGGUGAAGGAGAAGAUCUGCGAUCCCUUUCAGCUGCUGAAACGGCUGGUGGCCCCGGGUCCUGCCUGUCAUCCUGGUGGCACCUGUGGUCCCCCGGGGUGCUGCUGA